AUGGCUUCGUUCGGCGACGCCCCGGCCGGCAACGCGGCGAGCGGCGACAAGAUCUUCCGGACCAAGUGCGCGCAGUGCCACACCGUCGAGCGCGGCGGCGCCCACAAGCAGGGACCCAACCUCAGCGGCCUCUUCGGCCGCCAGUCCGGCACCACCGCCGGAUACUCCUACUCCGCCGGAAACAAGAACGCGGCCGUCGUUUGGGGAGAAUCAACACUCUACGACUACCUCCUCAACCCCAAGAAGUACAUCCCUGGCACGAAGAUGGUGUUCCCGGGCCUCAAGAAGCCGCAGGAGCGCACCGACCUCAUUGCAUACCUCAAGGAAUCCACCGCCUAACUUCGUCCAUCAUCUUAACC
Lolium rigidum is the source of this 359-nucleotide messenger RNA. RefSeq names its product cytochrome c-like. Gene Ontology annotation, molecular function: heme binding; electron transfer activity. Lineage: Eukaryota; Viridiplantae; Streptophyta; Magnoliopsida; Poales; Poaceae. The record is from RefSeq and is a predicted model, not a curated record. Bases 1 to 339 code for a protein of 112 amino acids. The transcript is spliced from 2 exons. Gene Ontology annotation, cellular component: mitochondrial intermembrane space. Gene Ontology annotation, biological process: mitochondrial electron transport, cytochrome c to oxygen; mitochondrial electron transport, ubiquinol to cytochrome c.